CCAGAACUAAAGGGAGAAUCACUAAUAAAAAAAAUCAAUGGCUACUGCUGUAGUACCCAAAGCUGUUUAUCCAUUUCUUACUAAUCCAUCUUCACUUCCUUAUGCCCACUUAACCACCAAGACACCAUGUUUUAGGCCACUAGACCACUCCCCAUGCACCAAAACUAGACCAAGUGUUCGAACCCAUGCUAAGAAAAAGAACCCAUGGCUGGACCCUUUCGAAGAUGAAGUGGAGGACCCCUACUCCGAAUAUGGUUCAUUGUUCACCGAUGGCAAGCAAGAAGAAGACCCCAGACCCCCUGACAACCCUGACAACCCUUACGGGUUCUUGAAAUUCCCAAUGGGGUUCACUGUGGAGUUGGCUUCAUUGCCGUUGAAAAUCAGAGGUGACGUCAGGAGAUGCUGCUGUGUCAUUUCUGGUGGUGUCUAUGAAAACUUGUUGUUCUUCCCUGUGAUUCAGUUGAUCAAAGACAGAUACCCUGGUGUUCAAGUGGAUAUAUUGGCAUCGGCGAGAGGAAAGCAGACAUUUGAACUGAACAAGAAUGUGAGAUGGGCUAAUGCUUAUGAUCCCGACGAUGACUGGCCUGAUCCUGCUGAAUACACUGACAUGCUUGGCCUUCUUAAGGGUAGGUACUAUGACAUGGUUUUGUCGACAAAACUUGCAGGUCUCGGCCAUGCGGCGUUCUUGUUUAUGACCACUGCUAGAGAUAGAGUGAGCUACAUUUAUCCAAAUGUGAAUGCAGCAGGAGCUGGAUUACUCCUUUCCCAAACUUUUACACCAGAUAGUAUGAAUCUUUCCGAAGCUGGAUAUAACAUGUACCAUCAGAUGGCUGAUUGGUUGGGAAGACCAUUCCGAAGUGUUCCAAGGCAUGAAGUCGGGCCGCUAAGAGUAUCGAUUUCGAGGAAGGUGAAGGAGUUUGUAGCAGGAAAAUACACGAAUGCAGGUGUAGUGAAAGGAAAAUAUAUAGUGAUUCAUGGAAUAGAAUCGGAUUCCAAGGCUUCAAUGCAGUCUAGAGGCGAUACGGAUAGCUUGCUCCCCAUUCAAGUAUGGGCUGAAAUAGCUAAGGAUAUAAGGGAAUUUAAGCCACUUUUUGUCAUUCCACACGAGAAAGAAAGAGAGAAUGUGGAGGAAGAAGUAGAUGAUGCUAAUAUUGUUUUUAUCACUACCCCAGGACAGCUAGCUGCUCUGAUAAACGAUUCAGCUGGGGUGAUUGCAACAAACACAGCGGCUAUACAACUCGCAAAUGCACGAGAGAAACCAAGCAUUGGUCUGUUUUGCUCGGAGCAAAUGGCGAAACUGUUUGUACCGGAUGCAGAAGAGAAGAAAUGUGCCAUUAUCUCAUCCAAGACAGGAAAGUUAAUAGAUAUUGAUGUUGAGGCUGUUAAACAAGCCAUGCAAAUAUUUCAAGAGUCCCUAGCCCUUGUGUAAGAGACAUGUUCAUCUUUUUAUGAUCCUUUGUUUUUCCUAUUCUUCAUUUAGUUCCUGUUUAUCUUCUAUCUUUAUAUAGUGCAAAUGU
Molecule: messenger RNA, 1517 nt
Organism: Hibiscus syriacus
Lineage: Eukaryota; Viridiplantae; Streptophyta; Magnoliopsida; Malvales; Malvaceae
Product: photosynthetic NDH subunit of subcomplex B 1, chloroplastic
Exons: 7
Coding region: 38-1429 (463 amino acids)
Biological process (GO): photosynthetic electron transport in photosystem I
Cellular component (GO): chloroplast; NAD(P)H dehydrogenase complex (plastoquinone)
Source: RefSeq, a predicted model, not a curated record